GAGAAUUGUGUCUUGGCGAGCGCAACCAUGAGCAAGCACGAGAAGAAGGCAAAGAAAAAGGACGAGCAUGAGAAGAAGCGCAAGCACAAGAAGGACGACAGGAAAGAAGACAGGAAGAAGGAUAAGGACAAGUCGUCCAAGAAGAGAAAGACUUCGUCAGUGUCGAGUGAGGAUGUCGAGCGAGCGAUGGACAUUCCCCUUGCGCUGAAGCACAUGGAGGCGUUGGUUGUUGAAUUCCCAGACUUGGUCGGCGACUUGACGAGUAUUUUGAAAAUGGUUGAUGCCGGCGAAGCUGUCGUCAUCGGUGGCAUUGUGAACAAGGACAUGAAGGCGCGCCUUGCCGCCCUCUUUCCGCUCAUGGGGCUAGUCGAGUCAGGGCCAAACGAAGCAUAUUCCAAGCACAAAUUCGCGAAACGGAACGAGCUCCUCUUGGACACAUUCCGCCGCACGUUACAACCGCCUCCGACCCCUUCGCCUCCUCUUGCCAUGCUCAAGCCCAAAGCAGCCCCGCGGGUCUUGGGUCCCAUCGGACCGUCCAUGCCACCCCCACGGCCUCCACAUGCGGACGACGAUGACGACGACGACGUCGUUGGUCCAGCUCUCCCUGGCAUGAAGGGGUUCCGCGAAGCCAGCGCCGACGUCCAAGAACGCAUGCGCCUGCAAGCAGAAGCCGACGACGCGUUGGCGUGGAAGCGUGUUCGCGGUGAAGUCAUCGACGCCCCUACCGCGUCAAAGCCGAUUCUCCAACGAGAAGAAUGGAUGCUGUCGCUGCCAGAUGACGAGUCCAUCCAGGCGGCGCUCGGCGGAUUGGGCGACCAAAACGCGCGCAAGUUCCGCGGACGGGACAAGGACGAGCGCGACGACAGCUGGUUCGCAUCCCCUGCCGAACGAGACCAAGCGAUGCGGGAAAAAGCGCAAUGGGAGAUGCUGGGGUACGUGCCUGGCAAGCCAGAGGUGGCUGAAGCGGCGGCAGCGGCGGAAACUGUACGAGCAAGGGAGAGGAUGCAAGUAGUAGCUGUCCCUGCGUUGCCUAUUGCUCGAACGGAUGGGGACAGAUCACUCUUGGAGAAGCACCAGGAUGCGUUGAAGAAGGCAGGCAAGCCCAGUGGACCGGUUGGAUGGGAUCGGUAGAUUUAUAGAUAUAUAUAUAGGUAGUAGCAUUUCCAUGGAUUGAGCGAUGUGUAUGUAGGGAACGGGACAUGGCGAGUCGCCGGCAGUUGUCGGGGGACGCGGCCACGGCGUUGAUGCAGCAGGCGGCGGAGAUGAGCGCGCGAUUUGCCGCCCCCAAAGUCACGCGGACGUUUUUGUAAGAACGAAGUUAAAGAUGGCUUAACACGACCCACCACAGCGUAAAGCAGACGCACGCGGCGACCACGAGCGCCACGAUCGCAUUGUGGCGCACCUUUUUGCGCUUGAUUUGGUCGACGAGGUGGUUGAUGCUGGCAAACGACGAUGACAACGUCGUGCCUUUCGAGUGCGACCGACCCAUCGACUCGCGUUGACUCAGCAGCGCUUCCUUGACGGCUUGGGCGACGCUACGUCGUCACGAACGAGGGUAUGAGGAUGGUGGGAUGGAUGAUCGAG
Molecule: messenger RNA, 1584 nt
Organism: Aphanomyces astaci
Lineage: Eukaryota; Oomycota; Saprolegniomycetes; Saprolegniales; Verrucalvaceae
Exons: 6
Coding region: 28-1131 (367 amino acids)
Source: RefSeq, a predicted model, not a curated record